This is a messenger RNA of Adineta steineri, 612 nucleotides long. The record is from the annotation of a GenBank genome assembly. NCBI's taxonomy places the organism in Eukaryota, Metazoa, Rotifera, Eurotatoria, Adinetida, Adinetidae.
AUGACUUUAUUCAAAACAAAAAAGCAAUAUCAAUAUAAACCAUUUCAACGUUCGUCAUUACUUACACGUUUUAAAUCUAAAUAUCGUUUAAAAUCUGAAUAUUGGCCAUUAGAAAAACCACAACCAAAAUUUCGUUCACGAUCUUUGUUUUCUAAUCUUCAUCGAACAUACCGUUCAUUAUGUUUAAGUGUAACAUUUAUUGUUCGUUUAUUUAUAAUUAUUGAUCGUAUAACACGAAAAAUCUUAAGAUUUAUUGAAACAUUAAUUCGAAUUAUUCAUACUGUUCACGGAUGGAUACAAAUGUUAAGAUCAAUAUUUUCUGCUAUUCAUCUUAUAAUUGCACGUUUAAUGAAUUUAACAUUUAAAAUUUAUCAAAUAUUUUAUUUAUUAUCAAUUUUAUUCGAACCAUUUACAAAUCGAACAUUUGAAAAGACUGUAAGUUCAUUUUCAAAUUUUUUCUAUAAAUAUUAUUCAUCAAAUGGAGGUUGUUAUACGUUAAAAGCUCGUACAUAUCAUAUUAUAAAUGGAAUAAGAAUGAGAUGGAAGAAACCGAAUGUAAUAACAUGUGAUGAAGAUAUUUAUUAUGAUGCUCUUAAUGAAGAAUAUCAAUGA